Molecule: messenger RNA, 3262 nt
Organism: Scatophagus argus
Lineage: Eukaryota; Metazoa; Chordata; Actinopteri; Scatophagidae
Gene: fam110c
Product: family with sequence similarity 110 member C
Exons: 1
Coding region: 775-1815 (346 amino acids)
Source: RefSeq, a predicted model, not a curated record
UUAGGAUGCAAUAAAAGCUCAAAAUAAAAAUAUUCUCAGUAUUUUUGACAAGGUAGCAGGAUCUAAAACAAAAUGUAAUCACUCCAAAUUGACCUUGCACAAGUUUUUAAAGUACUGGUGGUCCAAUGUAAGAUGCAGUUUGUCAGAAAAUACAAAACCAAAAUCUUGUCAUAAUAACCCAUAAAUCGUUUUCCCCUCUUUGAGUUCUUGGAAUUGCACAACACUCCUUUGACAAAUAACGACCCCAGUCCCCCAGGAACACAUCAUACACACUGCAUGAUUUAAGGGCGAAUAAGCUCAAGCAAACAUUUAUUGCACAACAUUAAUAAUUUAACAAGAGCCAAGCCUAUUUGAUGAGCAGUGUCUCUGGUAGAUGAGUCAAUAAAAGUUAGUGGAGAACUCAGAGACCGGUUUUCUUGGUAGUGAAGAAUGACAGAUUUUGUUCUGUGUUGAGCAACAAGGAUAAAGGCCCACAUUUCCACCAGGACAAGAGAAAACAACAAAAAAUCUGCAGCAGCGUCAGUUUUCACUGUUCUCACUUGAGAUGGUAUCAGGUGUACUUUGAACAUACUUCUGUUUGGUUAAAGCCAGCCUUGCGCAGAAUGGGUGGGGUAAUGUGUUUGAACAGACAAGGUGAAAUCUCCUGUUGUGAUACAUGCUCAGGCAGAGCACAGGCUUGAAUGGAAUCUUUUACCUCUACCACUGGAGAGACCGUGCACCAAAGGAUUACCCACUCUUUGGAAAUAACCGAUUUGAUUCUUAAUCAAAACCACAAUGGAGGCAACCAGCGAUACCACAAAAAUCCUGGAGAAGGGUCCUGAAUACCUUCGAAAGCAGAUGGAGCUGGAAAGUGAGACAAAAGCAGGCAUGAGUGCUGUGGCAAGGCUUGCUGCAAGCAAACCAAAAUAUGUCAAAAGCCAACAGGUGGUCAACUCAACCCAAGAGCCUGUGAUCAGUCUUGGUUCAGCCUCUGUGAGUAGCACUGGGUCUUCUAUCAAGAGCUUGAACCGUGGUGAGAAUCUUGUCACAGGGAGUGACUCAACAGAACCUACAUGCGGUGUGCAAAGCUGCUCACCGGGGCAGGUACGUCGGUCCAGCUCCAAAAAACGCCCAGACUCCCUCAUGCUUUACAGGCAGAAAUGUGAGCUACUGAGAGGAUCAGCAAAUGACCGGAAACACCCUGUAACACGAAAGCUGCUGCUCAGCUCCGUGCACAAAAAUGCUCCGUUACCUGAGGUGGAAGCAGCGGGCAACAAGGAAAAAAUCACCACACCUGAAGGGAGGGCAAAGGAAUGCAGCUCGCAUGUGGUUACCUCUCAGUCAGAAAGGAGGAGAAAUGGAGUGACGGAACAACACAGCACAGGAAACAGUGCUUCUAGACCAAAGGUGACAGCUGGUGUUCCGAAUAAAUCUGCUGGUCUCCUGACAGUUCCUGAGUUUGAACGGAGGUCUGGCAAAGGAGUCAGUCGUUCUCACUCUGACAUCAGUUCCAGGUACUCCAAAAACUUUGCAGACUUUGAUGCUUUUUUCAAGUACUGUGGGCUGGAUGGUGAGGUUAUCGAGUCUUUGGGGAAGGAGAACUUCUCAGCGCGCUCUGAUGAAAUUGCAAUAAAAAUUCGGAGCAUCAGCGUGUCUACAUCAGACAGUGGCUUCACCAGGAACAGCGGGGACAGUGUUGGACUACUGGAGGAUGAGUUACAGGAAAACAUACGACAAGGGACAUCAGUUAUUGAGCGCAAUGCAAGGAUUAUCAAAUGGCUGUACAGCUGCAAAAAUGCUAAAGAGACUGGAAAAAGGCUAAGAGACCUUGACUGAGAGUGUGACAAAGGCUGCUGUAUAGAUGAUGCUAUUUUUUAUAUCAAAAUUCUGCAUGUGUGUGUUCUGUGUGCAAAAAUAGAAACCACUGGCUGAAAAUAUGGAAAUACUGACAUCAACUCAAAAGCUAAUUCCAAACACUGUAAGUUCAAUUAAUAGUUCCUUAUUUUUUUAUUAUUAUUUUAAUACUUUUGCUUCAAUAACUCAGUGCCAUUUUCUAAUCUUUAGUCUCCAACUUAUAAGCAGGUCAUGCUAUAAGUUGUAACUAAUGGAUUUAUUAAUGAUUGAUAAAUCUUUGACUCAUAAGCUAAAGAUCAGUUCAAUGUUGCUAACAUGAAUGAAUUUUGGGUUGCUGUGAAAAGCUCCUUUGGCUGGUGUUUUUUUUCUCUCUGUUUGGUAAUAAUGCAGUCAAAAAUGUUUUAAUCCAUUAAUAAUAACUUGUUGAUAAAUUGUACUCCACUUCAAGGCAAGUAGUCAUUCCUCAAAUAGUAACAGAAUAAUAGUAUAAAUAAUAGUAUAUUAUGAUUAGAAAGUGGUACCAGUGAUUAGCAUGCAUGUUAUGGCAUUAACCAUUUCAUACGUGUGUUCAUAAAUAAUGUUCCUCAGCACAGCCUUUAGACCACCACAAGCAUGAAAGUGCCCUAAAUUCAUAAUUUAUGAUCUAAUGAAUGUUUUAAUUUCUUUCUCUCACUAUCUCAGUCACACACACACACACACACACACACACACGCACACCAAAAAUACCUAACAAUCCGAUAGGCUUAAGUCCAGUGACCCGUUAUAACUAUAUUUCUCUCCUAAAUCUGUCUCAUUCGUCUGUUCACCACUUUCUCUCACUUUCUGUCUUUUAGCCAACUUUCUGUGCUGAUCAAAGCUCAGAGGCUGUAAGACGGGUGGGAAAAAAGCAAAGGACGGACUGUUGUUGACUCAUUGUGUUAAACAAACAGAAUUACCACCCACUUUGUUUUUCUCUCUCUCACACACACAUUGAGAAACAACCAAUAUUUAUGUACAGCAUAUCUGAGUUGAUACACAUCCUUUAGCUGCAGAUGUUGUUGACAGACCUAUCACUUCUCCAGAGGCUUGGUUAACUACUUCACAUCAAGGCAAGUCAUGUCUUGUCCUCUCCACGUGUCUGUUGCCACAACUUAAAGUUAAUCUUAACGUUCAGCAGAUGAUUCAGUUUGGAAAAAGGGGGUCACUUACUACUGAUUAAUGAUUGAAAAUGUAUGCUGUUUGCUUUGCUGUAGGCUUGUUCACUGUCUUCUUUUAUUGUAAAAGUGUAACUGAGUUCUCAAACAAUUUUAGAAUGCAGGCUGAAACACCACUGCAAAGUCACUCCCAAACCAGCUUUAGUCUGUAUUUGCUGCUGCUUGUGUAACAGUGUUUUCUGUUGAAGUACUGUAAUGUUUGUAAAGCUGAUAAACAGAUAAAGUUCUUCAUUAUU